This is a messenger RNA of Hyalella azteca, 1127 nucleotides long. Its product is annotated as sodium/hydrogen exchanger 9B2-like. Gene Ontology annotation, molecular function: antiporter activity. NCBI's taxonomy places the organism in Eukaryota, Metazoa, Arthropoda, Malacostraca, Amphipoda, Hyalellidae. Gene Ontology annotation, cellular component: membrane. The transcript has 7 exons. Gene Ontology annotation, biological process: proton transmembrane transport. The coding region runs from base 1 to 960 and encodes 319 amino acids. The record is from RefSeq and is a predicted model, not a curated record.
AUGUCGCUGCAAGAGAAACGCGAGAAACGCGUGUGCGGGCUGCCUCCGCUGCUCGGCAUGCUGCUGGUGGGCAUGGCGCUGCGGAGCGUCGCGAUCGUAGGCGACAGUGUCGACCCCAACUGGUCGUCCUCAAUCAGGAACAUAGCGCUGGUGGUGAUCCUGCUUCGGUCCGGUCUGGGCCUGGACCCUAAGGCCCUCAAGGCCAUGUCGCUCGUGGUCUUCAGACUCGCCUUCGUACCCUGUCUCGUCGAGACCACGGUCGUCGCUUUCGUCUCGCACUUCCUCCUCGACUUCCCUUGGCUUUGGGGCUUCAUGCUCGGGUUCGUUUUGGCUGCGGUGUCGCCGGCGGUGGUGGUGCCGUGCCUGCUGCAGUUGUCGCAGCAGGGCUACGGCGUCGACAAGGGCAUCCUCACCCUCGUCAUCGCGGCCGCCAGCAUCGACGAUGUUAUCGCCAUCUCAGGCUUCGGCGUCAUGCUCGGCAUGACAUUUUCUGAAGGAAAGCAAUGUAUGUUGGAUGUGCCUGGUUUUAGAUUGAAUUUAUCGGUGCUAAGCAUGGCGUUCAUUGCGGGCGUGGGGUUCAGGCGGCAAGGCUGGGGCGAUGACGACAACCCCGUGGGGCAGCACUGCAACGCCGCCUGGGGCUACCUACAGCCCAUGCUGUUUGCCCUCAUUGGCACAGAGAUACAACUGGACACCAUAGGGCUGGGGGUGGCGACGCUGUGCAUCAGCCUGACGUGUCGCGUGGUGACGACCUUCUUCGUGGUGCUCGGCAGCGGCCUGAACAUCAGGGAGCGAUUCUUCGUCGCCCUCGCCUGGCUACAAAAAGCUACUGUCCAGGUACUGACCAUCGCGGUGCUGGUGAUCUUGAUCUCGGUGCCCAUCGGGGCCAUCGCCAUCAUGACCUCCGCCCCCAGACUCCUGCAGCGUCCCGGUCAACUUCCGACAGCUGACGCCGUCUAAAAUCUUUAGUUCAAAGUUUUUCCUGAUAUUUUAACCUAAAUUCUUGUUAUUUCACUGUUUCUAACUUUGUGUGGCCCUGAUUCAAUCUCAUCUUUAUGGCCAACAUGAUGCUUAUGUUCCAUGAUUUUUAAAUGAAUCGUGUUUUAGUUUAUUGUUAUGUUGUUAUG